Radiomyces spectabilis is the source of this 1892-nucleotide messenger RNA. Its product is annotated as major facilitator superfamily domain-containing protein. Gene Ontology annotation, biological process: transmembrane transport. Gene Ontology annotation, molecular function: transmembrane transporter activity. NCBI's taxonomy places the organism in Eukaryota, Fungi, Mucoromycota, Mucoromycetes, Mucorales, Radiomycetaceae. Bases 118 to 1680 code for a protein of 520 amino acids. The transcript is spliced from 2 exons. The record is from RefSeq and is a predicted model, not a curated record.
AUUGACCAUCCAAGUCAAUGGACAUAAAAGGAGACAAAAAGUUUUUGUCUUACUUUUUUCUUUCCUUCUCCCUUGGUUAUCCCUUUUUUUUUCUUUCUCAUCUCCUAGUUUUUCACCAUGGCAGAUGCUAUUGAUUCUAAAAAGUUAGAAUAUAACGACGACAAGUCGGUAGUGAGAUACGAUAUCCACGAAGCUAACGAAGCCAUUCCCGAAGACAAAGAGCCCGCCUCCCAUGGUGGCGAUACCGCCCUUGCAAACGCACCAUGGCAGUACAAACUUAUUGCCUUGGUGACCGCGCUGAUGUUUCCCAUCGGCUCUCAUUUUUCGGGUAGUGCUCUAAGUGCUAUGAAGAAAAGUAUCAAGGACCACCUGAAUAUCGAUAACACGAGUUACGGUGUGUUGUCAGCUGGUGUGUCUAUUAUCAACACGAUUUUCCCUAUUGCAGGUGGCAUGUUUAUUGACAUGUUCGGCUCCGUUUGGGGUACGCUGGUUGUCAAUUUCAUGAUUAUUCUUGGCAGUUUGCUUACUGCGCUUGCCGCCAAAUUCGAAUCUUAUCCUUUGAUGAUCGUCGCCCGUGUUGUCUUUGGUAUCGGUUCCGGUCUGAUCGUCACGAUCCAGGAAUCCCUGCUUUCCAAGUGGUUCCGUACUCAGCACCUUUCGUUUGCCAUUGGUUUGCAGUUGUCGAUCUCUCGUCUUUCCACCUUUUUGGGUACCCUGGCGGCUAACCCUGUUGCGAAUGCUACCGGUGAUUGGGUGUGGGCUUUCUGGCUUUCCUUCAUUCUUUGCGCCUUCUCCAUUGCUAUGAACUUAAUUUAUGCCCUCGUUGUCAAGCACUUGCGCGGUCAAGUGGUGACCAAGGAAGAAGUCAAGGCUUUGAAAGCCAAACGUACUUUCCACUGGCGUUCUGUGUUCAAGUUCCCCAUCCACUACUGGCAUAUCAUUCUCAUUGAAUUCAUCUUUGCCGCCGUCUGGUCCUCUUUCCAAACCAUUUCGACCGAACUUGUCCAGGUCCAUUUCGGUACCGAUGCUGUCCUUGCUGGUUACAAGGCUUCGGCAUCUCAAGUGGUGCCUAUUGUUGCCACCCCCCUCCUCGGUCUUUUCAUGGAUAUUUUCGGUUGCCGUGUCAUCAUCUUGCUCAUCUCGGCUAUUUUCUUGAUUCUAUCCUCGGGUUUGCUUGGUUGGACUUAUGUCGAUGCCGUGGUCGGUAUGGUCUUCUACAGUAUUUCACUUGCUUUCGGUCCUAUUGCGAUGAUUACCUCCAUCGGUAUGAUUUUGCCCUCCGAUUACAUCGGUACCGGUCUCGGUAUCUACAAGAGUUCCAACAACGUUGGUACCACCAUUUUGGAUAUUGUCGUUGGCGUCAUUCAGGAUAACAGCCAUAACCAAGCUUACACUGGUGUCAUGCUUCUCUUCAUCGUUUUGGCUGGUAUCGGUUUCGUUCUUAUCGCCGGCUUGUGGUUGUCGCAACGCUUCCAGCUCGGUAACUUGCUCGAAGCAAGCCGCAAGAUCCGCUUGGAGCGCAUGAAGGAGAUCAACAACAAUGAAUUGUUCUUCACCAAGCAAGGCUUGGAUUCCUACCAUGAGGUUGAGGCAAAGCCUUUGAACUACGUUUACGUCGGUUCUUUCAUCGCUUGUCUUAUCGUUGCCUGGGUCCUUUUCUUUGUGUAUGCUAUCGCCUAAAUCAUCGAGGUUUCUCGCCCUAUAUUGGUUUCUUUUUUACUAUUAUUUUCUGCCCUUCUCCCCUCCUGAACUUUCUUUCGCUUUCUGCAGCAGAGCGCCCCAUUUUUGAAUAUAAUAUCACAUUACUCCUCAUUCAGUUACAUUAAGUUGCAUGAUACUUUUUAAUAGACAAUUUUAAAAUUUACACAAUACACAAGAUAAUGACAGAUCCU